Kluyveromyces lactis is the source of this 627-nucleotide messenger RNA. RefSeq names its product Smu2p (gene SMU2). The record is from RefSeq and is a predicted model, not a curated record. The transcript has a single exon. NCBI's taxonomy places the organism in Eukaryota, Fungi, Ascomycota, Saccharomycetes, Saccharomycetales, Saccharomycetaceae. Bases 1 to 627 code for a protein of 208 amino acids.
AUGUCUGCGAAAGCUGCAGGAAAAGUUGAGAAUGGCGUAAUUAAACAUACGAAAGAGAGUGAAGCUGACAAGAGAAAAAAUGCUGGACAUAGUUAUAGGAGGAAGAGAGGGAGACGGUCAAAGGCAGAAAAAUCAGUACCUGCAGAGAAGGCAACCAGUCUUGAAAUUACCGCCAAAUCAUCCCAUAAUGAAAAUGCAGAGAAAAAAUUCAAAUUGAGAAAUGCCUUGAAGUUGCAAAGAAAAGCCGAAAUUGACCAAUUGUGCCAUUUGGCUGGGUCAGAUAUUGUAAUGUUAAGGAAAGGACAAUAUGUCACGACCUACUCGCUAACGUUUAUUACCACUGAUCAAGAUCAGAAUCAAAAGAAAGUGAAAUGUGUUUUCAACAUUCCGGUCGAUUAUCCUCAAUCCGCCAUAAAGCUAAGUAAACCGAAAGACUGUUCUUCAGAUGACCCGUUAUCACGAAUUGUAAACAAUUUCAAUUAUAAAUCAAAAGCUUUACUCAAAGAUAAACAGCCGCUAGUUAUACAAUUAAACUAUUUGGUUACCAACUGGAAUUCUUUGCAGUCUCCGGAGUAUAUAAAUAGGGACACGGUACAGAAGAAUCUGAUGUCAAAACUCUCUGAUUGA